Molecule: messenger RNA, 261 nt
Organism: Guillardia theta CCMP2712
Lineage: Eukaryota; Cryptophyceae; Pyrenomonadales; Geminigeraceae
Exons: 3
Coding region: 1-261 (86 amino acids)
Biological process (GO): protein ubiquitination; anaphase-promoting complex-dependent catabolic process; positive regulation of mitotic metaphase/anaphase transition
Cellular component (GO): anaphase-promoting complex; nucleus
Molecular function (GO): zinc ion binding; cullin family protein binding; ubiquitin protein ligase activity
Source: RefSeq, a predicted model, not a curated record
AUGCGGGUACAGGUGGAGGGCUGGCAUGCGGUGGGCACGUGGACGUGGAACGCGGAGGAUGACGCGUGCGGUAUAUGCAGAUUGGCGUUCGAUGGCUGCUGCCCGGACUGUAGGAUCCCCGGUGAUGACUGUCCCAUAGUAUGGGGCGAGUGCAGCCAUCCUUUCCACAUGCACUGCAUUGUCAAGUGGAUUGGUGUGCAAGGAAACAAUGUACAGAGAUGCCCCAUGUGUCGAAGGGAGUGGCAAUUCAAAAGCAGCUAA